AUGGAUCUCCUGAUACAUGCUUCUGCUUUUCGGUUGGGCGUUAAGAAGUCUGGAAUCAAGUUGCCGUGGGAGAAAGAGCCUCUGAACCCCGUUUUUGCAAAAAGGGCUAGGUUGAUACCACCACCUGUCUAUGUGCCGGAGCUCACAUCGCAAGAACAGAAGGUGGACAUCCCACGUGCUGGAACUGAAGGCCAGAUAAGAUGGUCGCGGAAGACCUCUUUGAUCCCUUGGCCAAUUGCUCAAGAUCGAGCUCUUGCAAGGGCGCUGGAAGCAUGGAGAAUCAUCCUCAUGGACAAUUUGCAGGGAUCCAUGGUUGGCAAACAAAUUGAAGAUGCACUUGCUGGAGACCCUCAGUCACCGUCAGUUGAGAAGACCAUUUCAGAUGUACUCUCUGGCAAAUCAAUUUCGACCUUAAGGGCAAGGUCUUCAUCGUUGCUGACUUAUGGUAGAUGGAGAAAAGGUUUAACUCCAGAUGCGCCGAUUUUUCCAAUUUCGGAAGUGCAGGCAUAUGCAUAUGUGCGUGAACUCAGGGAACACAAUGCACCUCGUACCAGGGCGACGAGAUUUCUGGAAGCUGUUUCCUUUGCACACCAUUUGCUAGGAGCCGACGUUGGGAACACCUUGAAGUCGUCCAGAGUCAAAGGUGCAGCGACUGUUCACUUAGUUGUUCCGAAGAAGAAGACCCCGCUGACCAUUCCACAGGCUCCUGUGCUGAUGGCAAUGGAUGCAGCAGCAACAGCCAUCGAUCAAGGUCUUUUUGAUCCAGACGUGUCCAGAGCUAAGCGUUGGCCUCGAAAGGGUUGCAACUCUUUACAAGCUGUCAUGCAGUUUCUUGCAAACAUUGAUGCUGAAGAUUUUUGGUAUCAGAAUCAGUGUCCAGCAUUCGAACCUGACCUGAGUCAGACUGAUGACAUACAGGAAGGCAUGGGCUUCGUUGGUACGCUGUCUGAACCCUAUUCUCCUUCUCACUCUGAUGGCAGUUGGUCUGGUGUUGAGUCAAUUUCUUCCAUCAGUGAAUUGAGUGAGAAACCAUUGCUUGGUAGGGAUCUCGUUUCUUCGGACGAGGAGCGCGAGGCCGAAGUGGCCGCACCAAUAGUAGGUGAGGAGCUUGCAGUGUCCAUAGAGCAAAACAUAGAUACGGAAGUGUUCAGACAUGUCUUCAGCGGUUGUUGCCACAUUGCACGAAACGCCAACACUGACCCUGAUGAUGGCGAUGCUAUCCAGCUGAAGUGCGGAAAGCUGGCAACUAAGAAUUUUGAGAAGGUGCGUUUGGCAGAAGAGUCCCAGAGGGAGCUGCUCCAAGCAUCCAGCGGUAGAGCGACGAGCAUUGGAGUCCCAGAAGAUGUUCUGGCUGCGAUGGCAUUGAAAGGCUUCAAGACUGGACCUGCUGGUGAACUCCCGUUGGACAUCCAUGUGAAACAGAUCUUAGAUGGACCUGAGCUCAAAUGGAUGCUCAUGCCAUUGCCAAAGAGAGCAGCAGGGAAGCCCGCAACAGAGGGGCCAGCCAAACCCUCGAACGAUGCAGAUCCAAAAAGGAACAAAGCAGAGCCGAACAAGACCAAGCAGGACUCGUUGAAGCUCAAGCGGCUGAAACGAACACCCAUGCCAAAGAAGUUGGUCGGCUGUGUUCCGUGCAAUGACGAAGGCGUGGCCAAGCUCAAAGUUCAAGCUGCAAACCGUUUAUACUCAUUUGCAAGAAGGGUCAUUAGUUUGUGCGUGGACCUGGACAUCCCUGUCAUUUGCGAGAACCCACGCCGGUCUUUGAUGUGGAAGACCGAUUAUUUCAGUGACUUGCCAUCAGUUUGCCGCUUUCAACACAUCCACUCCUGCAUGUACGGCGGCAAACGAAAGAAGAGGACUUCAUUUCUUUUGAAUUUCCAUGCACAAAAUUUGUUACUGGAAUGUGAUGACAAGCAUCAACAUUUGCCUUGGGGUCUUGUACAAGAUGAUGUUUCUUCUGAGAUUAAGUUUUCGACCAGUCUAGAGACAGAAUACCCUGCGGGGUUAUGCAAGCAACUGGCAUCAGCUUUUUUGGAUAGAAUGCUACAGCAGGGCAAAGAUAUUGCCCAAACACCACUCCAAAUGGAACAAGCUCAGCGCAUGGGUUCAGGCUUGCAACCACGUGGAGGACGUGCACCACUUCUUUUGGGAGACUUCAAGUUUAAAAUUGAUGUGACCUCCGAGAAUGUGGACAUUCCUUCCCAAAUCAGUGAAUCAGUGCACCCUCCAUUCCAGGGUAUUCCUAUCCAUUCAAAGCUGAUUUCUUCUCGAUAUGUGUCUGAAGUGGGGGAUGAGGGCGAGAAGAGAACUCGGUCGAUAUCUACUUUUGGAGUUUUCAGGUCUCCUUUUGAAUUUCUACACAGGGCAUUGACCCUUGAACACCCUCUGGACAACCCUCACAAUGUGGACAAAUGCAAUUUGAAAGCAAUUUUAUUUAUAAGAGACCACAGUGCUUCAGAGGUUGUUCAGUUCAGAGCAAAGCAACUCAAGAAGUACACGUCACGGGCCGCUCAGUUGGGUGCGGAAGAACUUCAGUUUAAGAAGACGCUGGAUGGUGACGUAGCAAGAGUUUUGGAAGGGAAGAGACUUUUACUUUUUAAGGAGAUGGCAGUUGACGCCAAUGUUGGCGAUGAGACCCUGUUCCAGGAGUUAACGGAAGGAUUCAGGUUGACUGGUGAGAUGCCUCAAUCAAAACAAUUUCCUGCGAAGUUGAAACCAGCGUUGAUUUCAGUUCAACAACUCAGAGAAUCUUCCGUUUGGGCAAAGAAGAUGAUCCACUCCUCUUGCCGCAGGGUUGGUGCAGAUCCUGAGAUUGCGAAGGCGGUGUUCGAAGAGACGCAACAGCAACUGAAGGAUGGAUGGGUACGUGGUCCUUUUUCGGCCGCUGAUUUGGAUCUGAAAUAUAAUGGAUGUUGGGUGCCUUCCAAGCGUUUCGGAGUGCGGCAGGGAGGAAAAAUUAGAGCAGUGGAUGAUUUUUCAGAAUUUUUGAUCAACGCAUCGGUCACCUCUACAGAGAGACUGCAGUUGUUUGGUUUGGAUGAGGUCGUCAACACUGCACGAACUUUUAUUGGCUGCGAUUUUCUUAGGGCUGAUGACCUUUUGGAAAAUUUGUGGUGUGACCCGGCCGUGCGUUUCUUUAAGGGCCCCUGGACUGACAUCAUGGGAAGCCCUUUAGUACUCCUUGACGAACAGCUGAAGCAUGUCAUUGUGAGAGCCAUGCACUGUUUGGUCAACUCCAAGCCAAGGCGUGUGGAAGCAUGGUCUGGAAGG
Messenger RNA from Cladocopium goreaui, 3270 nucleotides. NCBI's taxonomy places the organism in Eukaryota, Dinophyceae, Suessiales, Symbiodiniaceae. The record is from the annotation of a GenBank genome assembly.